Gadus chalcogrammus (walleye pollock) is the source of this 5490-nucleotide messenger RNA. It is a transcript of the gene phka1a, whose product is annotated as phosphorylase kinase, alpha 1a (muscle). Gene Ontology annotation, biological process: glycogen metabolic process. Gene Ontology annotation, cellular component: phosphorylase kinase complex. Bases 203 to 3982 code for a protein of 1259 amino acids. Gene Ontology annotation, molecular function: calmodulin binding. Lineage: Eukaryota; Metazoa; Chordata; Actinopteri; Gadiformes; Gadidae. The record is from RefSeq and is a predicted model, not a curated record. The transcript is spliced from 35 exons.
AUUUGGUUGACAGCCCCUUGACAGUCCUCCUUGUCAUCUUGAAAGUUUCCCAACCGGCAACUGAUCUGUCUUCAAGUCUUCGAGUCAUUGCUCCGAGACAAGCCCAGUCCCGAGUACCGACGACAUGGGUCUAUCUGACAGGAACUAAAACCGGUUUGUUUAACUUUAUCGCCAACGUGCGAGAUAGAGCUGCCCCGUCGAAAUGCGAAGCAGAAGCAACUCGGGCGUGAAAUUGGACAACUAUGCACGCAUCGUGCACCAAACGAUACUUCGACACCAAGACCCGGUGACGGGCCUGCUGCCGGCCAGCGAGGAGCAGCCGGAUGCGUGGGUGCGGGACAACGUGUACAGCGUGCUGUCGGUGUGGGGGCUGAGCCUGGCCUACCGCAAGAACGCAGACCGCGACGAGGACAAGGCCAAGGCCUAUGAGCUGGAGCAGAGUGUGGUGAAGUUGAUGAGGGGGAUCCUGCAGUGCAUCAUGAGGCAGCUGGACAAGGUGGAGAAGUUCAAGCACACCAAGAGCCCUCUGGACUGUGUCCACGCCAAGUACAACACCAGGACCUGUGCCACUGUAGUCGGGGACACCGAGUGGGGACAUCUGCAGGUCGACGCCACCUCCCUCUUCCUCCUCAUCCUCGCUCAGAUGACCGCCUCGGGUCUCCAUGUGGUCUAUACCCAGGACGAGGUGGACGUGAUCCAGAACCUCAUGUUCUACAUCGAGGCCGCGUACAAAGUGGCUGAUUAUGGGAUGUGGGAAAGAGGGGACAAGACCAACCAGGGUAUCAUCGAACUGAACGCCAGCUCUAUAGGCAUGGCUAAGGCUGCGCUAGAGGCCCUGGACGAACUCAACCUGUUCGGAGCCAAAGGAGGACCUGGCUCUGUGGUGCACGCCCUGGCUGACGACAUCCAGCACUGUCAGUCGAUCCUGUCGUCCAUGUUGCCGCUGGCGUCCAUGUCCAAGGAGGUGGACGCCGGUACGCUGGCCAUCCUGACCUACCCCGCCUUCGCUGUGGAGGACAUGGCUCUUGUCAACCUCACCAAGGAGGAGAUCAUCUCCAAACUACAGGGUCGGUAUGGAUGCUGCAGGUUUCUCAGGGACGGCCACAAAACUCCCAAAGAGGACCCCAGCCGCCUGUACUACGAGUCAGCGGAGCUCAAGCUGUUUGAGAACAUCGAGUGUGAGUGGCCCCUGUUCUGGACCUACCUCAUCCUGGACGGGAUCUUCACCAACAGCCCUGAACAGGUACAGGAGUACCAGGAGGCGCUGGAGGGGAUCCUGAUCAAGCAGAAGGACGGGAUCCCCCUGGUUCCGGAACUCUACAGCGUUCCACACGACAAGGUGGAGGAGGAGUAUGGGAGUCCUCACAGCGUGGAGAGGAUACCCCUGGGGAAGCUUCCUCUGAAAUGGGCCCAGUCUCUCUACGUCCUGGGGAACCUGCUGGCUGAGGGUUUCCUGGCCCCUGGAGAGAUCGACCCUCUGAACAGACGCUUCUCCACCAUUCCCAAACCGGACGUGGUCGUCCAGGUGGCGGUCCUGGCGGAGAGCGAGGACAUCAAGGCCCUGCUGCUGAAGGAGGGCAUCGAGGUGGAGACCGUAGCGGACAUCCACCCCCUCCACGUCCAGCCCUCCAGGGUGCUCAGCCACAUCUACGCCCGCCUCGGUCGCAACAAGAGGCUGGGCCUGACGGGCCGACCGUACCGCCGCAUCGGGGUCCUGGGGACCUCCAAGUUCUACAUCAUCAGGAACACCAUGUUCUCCUUCACCCCCCAGUUCAUAGACCACCAGCAGUUCUACCUGGCCCUGGACAACCAGAUGAUCGUGGAGAUGCUGCGCACGGACCUCUCCUACCUCUCCUCCCGCUGGAGGAUGACCGGCAGACCCACCGUCACCUUCCCCAUCUCUCAGAGCAUGCUCACCGAGGACCACAAAGCUCUGGACCCGGCAGUGUUGGCCAUGCUGAGGAAACUCCAGGAUGGAUACUAUGGAGGAGCCAGGGUGCAGGCAGGCAAGCUCUCGGAUUUCCUGACCACUUCCUGUUUCGCCCACCUCAGCUUCCUGGAUGGUAAGGCUCCGGGAAACGGGCAGCGUUUCCCUGCCGACCAAGAGCAUGGUGGUGCUGAUGCUGGGGAGGAUGAUGACUUCAGAAGUUUGCAUGAGCUUCCUUAUGAUGACGACCCAGAGUCAGACGAGCUGUCCCAGUACCUGGACCAGCUCCUGGCCCACGCCGCGCCCCAGAAGCUCUCCCCAUCAGCCAAGGGGCUGGGCCGCUUCAAGGCCGCCGCCACCAAGACCAAGGACAUGGUGUCUCUGAUGAGCAAGGCCCAGGGCCUCAACAUACACAAUGCCAACAUGUAUGUUCCCAACAAGUUGUUUCAUUCUGCUCAGCCUUCACUGCACCUCAACCUCUCUGAAAACCAAGAGCCGCAGGGGCCCAAGGUGGUGGUGACGGGGGCGGAGGGCGGUCCGGUGGACCACGAGGCGAUGGUCCAGCUGCUGAAGGACACCCACAACCUGCAGGACCAGGGGGACAUCCUCUACAUCCUGUUCAAGGACAAGGGCCUGGACUGGGACACGGGGCUCCAGGGGAAGGGCUCCACGGUGCGCUGCCUGCUGGGGGAGCUGUACCAGCGGGCCGGGGGGCAGCACCUCUGGGGCCUGGUGCGCUUGAUCUCCGGGAUGCUGCGGCAGAAGGUGGAGGAGCUGGACUGGGCGUGCUCUGAUUUGCUGGCUCACCAGAAGCACCUGACGGUGGGCCUUCCCCCGGAGCCCAGAGAGAAGACCAUCACCGCCCCCAUCCCCCUCGAGCAGCUCAGCCUCCUCAUCGAGGAGGCCAGCGACCAUAACAUCACCGUGGCCGUGCUCACCCAGGAGAUCAUAGUGUUCCUAGCGAUGAGCAUCCGCACCCACCCGGACCUCUUCACGGAGAUGUUCCGUCUCCGCAUCGGCCUCAUCAUCCAGGUGAUGGCCACCGAGCUGGCCCAGUCGCUGAACUGUAACGAGGCGGAGGCUACAGAGAGUCUGAUGAGCCUGAGUCCCUCUGAGCUGAAGAACCUCCUCCACCACAUCCUGAGUGGGAAGGAGUUCGGAGUCCAGCGCAACAUGGGUGAGGUGGACACCGGAGUGAGUCCUGCCAUCUCCAUCCAUCUCCAUAGCAACACAGGGGCGACCAAAAGUGAACGAGCCGGCAUCAGCAAACUGAAGAGCGACAUGAAGAUGCUGGAACACAGACUGUCCCUGACAGACCCCAGUAAGAUCAACCACAGGUUCUCUUUAAGGGGGCCAAAUAAGAUGGACCACAGAUUGUCCCUGACGGAUGUUAUGAAGCUUGAGUACAAUUUGGAGUCACGCAAGAGUGCCCCCUCCCAGUCUCUGGGCGUUGAACAACCUGGGUGCCUCAGGAGGCCUUCCGCAGACAUGCUGGAUGUUCCUGAGAGUGUCCCGGUUGCUAGGGAUACCAGGCAUGGCCAAUGGCUGCGCAGGCGACGCCUCGACGGAGCGCUGAACCGCGUGCCCGUCGGCUUCUACAAGAAAGUCUGGAAGAUUCUGCAGAAGUGCCAUGGUCUGUCCAUAGAGGGAUACGUGCUUCCGUCCUCCACAACCAGAGAGAUGACGCCCGGGGAGAUCAAGUUCUCGGUGCACGUGGAGGCGCUGCUGAACCGCGUGCCGCAGCCCGAGUACCGCCAGCUGCUGGUGGAGGCCAUCCUGGUGCUCACCAUGCUGGCCGACGUGGACAUCCAGAGCAUCGGCUCCAUCGUGCACGUGGAGAAGAUCGUGCACCUCGCCAACGACAUGUUCUACAAGGAUCAGAUGGACCUGGGGGCUGAGGAGCAGAUGCUGGAGCGCGACCCGGCGAACGGCGUGUGCCGGCUGCUGUACGACAGCGCCCCCAGUGGCCGCUUCGGCACCAUGACCUACCUCACCAAGGCCGUGGCCACCUAUGUGCAGGACUUCCUGCCCGCCGGGGCCUGCGCCGUGCAGUGAGCACCGUGCGUGGGCGUGCACAGUGGAGCGUGGGCAGCGACGUGCACGUACGGUUAGACUUUGAAUCCGAAAGUAUUGGAUUUUCGUGAAUGGGGAUGCACAUGUGUGUGUGAAUACACAAGUACGCACAACUACAACUGCACACACACACACACACACACACACACACACACACACACACACACACACACACACACACACACACACACACACACACACACACACACACACACACACACACACACACACACACACACACACACACACACACACACACACACACAGAGAGAGAGGUGCAUACGAACACACACACAGAGAGAGAGGUGCAUACGAACACACACACACACAGAGAGAGAGAGGUGCAUACGAAAACACAUACACACACAGGUGAACACAAACACACAAAGCUAACAAACAGGAAAGUCCCUCCUGUCCAGUGCACUGUUAAACCAUCACCAGCCUUUGCCCCUAGAGGGCGCCAUGCUCAAGACAACUUUACACAGAGAUGGAUGCAAUCCUUGACGUGUUUGUUGUAGCUUCUUAAAGAAGGGAAUAUCAAGAGACAAAAAUGUAUACAAAUUAUGAUAGAAUAAUUUUAGGUUUGAAAAUACUGUUACAUAAUGGCUGAUUGACUGACUGAGAUUUUAAAUCCUAGUACUGUUUACUGUUAGGCGUCAUUAACCUCACUGUACAAGAGAUUUUACGUGAAAAAUCCUUAAGCUGUCCUUUAUUAAGUUAACUUUUCUGUUGAAUGUAUAAAAUAAUCGCAAAACUAUUGCUUGAUUCAUUGUUUUAAUGAAUCGAUUAUGUCUUUUUAGUCUGAGUUUCUUAUCGCUGUAAAAUUAUUGCAUGUUUCCGAGCCAUUGAUGGUAAAAGAGAUAUGUUAAUGGUGAACCAGAAUAGUGUAACUGUAUUUGGAAUAAGUCGAUUUAACUUAAAUGCUUAAAAUUGUGUUCCUUUUUAAAAGGAAUCGAGUUAAAUGUAGGCCUAAAUUGUUUGAACUUACCUUUUGUUUAGCUCAGUUAGUGAAAUGCAUGGAAAAUAUUCAUAGUCAUAGGGGCUAUCCUGCUGUUCAGAGGUCUCCUAAUUACAAAUAGUUAGGUUGACCGUUACGAGUAUUUUCAAAAUCUAUCCAAUUGUGACAUCACAAGAAAGAGUGUUGUUCGCAGAUCCUGUGAUUGACGUGUCAGCUCGAGCCUACUAGUUGAUACAGCAGAUGUCACACAGGGAUUGUUUUUUAAAAGGCUUGGUACGGCCCGUCAACACCUUGUGCUUAAAUAGUACAUUUUUUAAAUAUUUUAGAAAUACAUUUUAAUUAACCAGGUUUUUGCAAUUUGAUGAUACACCAUAUAAUGAAAAAUAACAAUGUUCAUGAAAUGAUCGUUGGAAUUACAUAUUGAAUGUAAAUUCAUGUUAUUCUAGGCACACAUCAUACUUUUGGUAAAUUGUAAGACUCAAACUAUUUAAAGUAAUAUAAACAACAUUGUGGUGUACGUUAUUUUCUUUUG